Messenger RNA from Frankliniella occidentalis (western flower thrips), 1304 nucleotides. It is a transcript of the gene lin-52, whose product is annotated as protein lin-52 homolog. Gene Ontology annotation, cellular component: DRM complex. The record is from RefSeq and is a predicted model, not a curated record. Lineage: Eukaryota; Metazoa; Arthropoda; Insecta; Thysanoptera; Thripidae. The transcript has 4 exons. Bases 434 to 754 code for a protein of 106 amino acids. Gene Ontology annotation, biological process: regulation of DNA-templated transcription.
ACUUAUUUGUUUCCGAAACCCAAGCCCCAAGCCAAGGUUGCGUUCUCAGAACUCUUUGCCUAUUUCUGAAGAUUAAUACCUUUAGAACCAUUACUAUGACAUGUCUUUUCACAACUCGAAAGGGGUCUCUCUUAAAUUUAAAUCGCCUCUAAAGAAUGACUCCCAACCAGUAAAAUUGGAAAAAGAUGCAAUUGAAGAGUAUCAAGUAUUAGUAAAAAGAGAUGCAUCUCUAGAUGAUGACAUUUCAGUGUUGUCAUCCACUUGUGCAUCCUCAUCAAAUAAUGUCGCCAGUGUAGUGAGUUUGUUACAUGAAUUCAAUGAUAUCAAAGAUGUCACUCAAAUUGUAUUAGGAAAGCUGGCCUCUGUACAAGGGAAAACUCUGAAAGAAUUACACGAGCAAUUUGGACUUGAAGAUCAAGAAUGAGAAGAAGCCAUGUCUUCAUUAGAUGAGAGCCUUCUCAGCAUGGAGAAGUUAGACCGAACAUCUCCAGAGCUCUGGCCUGAGCAGAUUCCUGGAAUGCUCGACUUUGCUCCCUUUUCAUCUUUUGCAACAAAUGGUGCCAAAGAUGCAUGGACAGCUGACUUUACAAGUGAAGAUAUGACUCUCCUGAAUCAGUUCAGCAACUUAUCUAUGCCUGCUCUUAUUUCUGAAGUUAAACGACUUCAUGAUUUAGCAUAUCAGCUGGGUUUAGAGGAAGCAAAAGAAAUGACUCGAGGGAAAUAUCUCAACAUCCUGUCAAAACGCCGUCGAUGAUUUUAAAAAUAUCUUUUAUUUGUAUUUAUCACCUGGUAUUGUCAGUUAUGUUAUUAUUAAGAGUUUGAAAAAUGUUUUGAGUUUUAUUGUCCUGUUUUGUAAGUCCUGCCAGACAACCUUAAGUUAUAAGGGAGGAGUUAUUAAAUAAAUUUUUAAAAUUUAAGUCACCAUUUGAGACCAUAAUUCAGAUUUUGUUUUGUGUCUUGUUCUAUUAUUACAAAUAUUUGUUUGAGGUUUUGAGUUAAUAUACAAUUAAAUAAGUCUCUUGACUCUUGUGUAUACUUGAAUGCUUUGAGUUCAUUACCAUAUUUGAUGAGUCCCUCAAAAGUUACGUAAGCACUUCAGCAAGUUAAGAGCAAGGGUGGAGCUAAUUCUGUAUUUUGUAUUUUUUCCGAUUUUGAAUGUAUUGUGGUCUUAAGCUUACUCAAACCAAAUCCAUAACAAGCAUUGUUGUCAAGUGAGAGAUGUGUAAUUGCCAGCAUUUUAAGUGGGUCUUCUGACUCCUAAUCAAUCGAGUUAUGUAAUAAAAUCAGUCGGAAUUUGUUUAUUA